GAUGACCUGGAUUUGCCAAUGCCCCAGAAUUUCAAAGACGUUCAGCUUCUGAAAUUCAAGAAGCGAGGGCUCUUAGACCCUUCUGCCCACUUGAAAGACACACAGCACCAUACAGAAGAAGCACUGAAAGAGCUUUUCUGCCAUGUUCAUAAUAUGCCAGAUUCCGCCAAGAAAAAGAAGCUUAUUCAGCAGUUUCAGAAGCACCCUGAAGCCCUCACUCCUCAGACAGCUAUAUCCACACAGAUUCAGAAACGUGCCCGAACUCGUUCCUUCAGCGGCCUAAUCAAGCGUAAAGUGCUGGGAAGUCAAGUGAUUUUAGACAAAAAGAAAAACGAUAUUGUUACAGAACCUGCAGGCACUCAGGAUUCAAAGCAUGGCAGCAAGGAGAAUAUCAGCAUG
This is a messenger RNA of Protobothrops mucrosquamatus (brown spotted pit viper), 399 nucleotides long. RefSeq names its product rho GTPase-activating protein 19-like. The transcript has 3 exons. The annotation marks the transcript as partial. The record is from RefSeq and is a predicted model, not a curated record. NCBI's taxonomy places the organism in Eukaryota, Metazoa, Chordata, Lepidosauria, Squamata, Viperidae.